Diospyros lotus (date-plum) is the source of this 4117-nucleotide messenger RNA. RefSeq names its product LEAF RUST 10 DISEASE-RESISTANCE LOCUS RECEPTOR-LIKE PROTEIN KINASE-like 1.4. NCBI's taxonomy places the organism in Eukaryota, Viridiplantae, Streptophyta, Magnoliopsida, Ericales, Ebenaceae. The transcript is spliced from 4 exons. Gene Ontology annotation, biological process: protein phosphorylation. The record is from RefSeq and is a predicted model, not a curated record. Gene Ontology annotation, molecular function: protein kinase activity; polysaccharide binding; ATP binding. The coding region runs from base 1758 to 3878 and encodes 706 amino acids.
CCCAAGUCGUCAUCUUAAUUUACUCGUUUAGGAGGAGGGGUCCAAGGCCUUUUGUCUUUAGCGCUGGCUGGGACUGAUCCUUCCACUGGGAUCUGGCUUUUUGAAAUCCUUAAAAGCUUAUUAUUAACUUUGUGGCCUAUUUCUCCUACUUCUUCUUCAACUGCCCCAACCACCCCUUCAAGUAGUUGUUGGUUGCAGAGCUUCUUGCUUUCACACUCCUUUGCUACUCACGUUAGGGCCCCAUACCAUCAAAGUUUCUUUGACCCAAAAUGGAAUCAAAUGCCAAUACAAUAGGUAUAUGUGUGUGUAAAUGGUAUCUUUUUGACUGGCAAAGCAAAGAUGAGUGGAAACCCCCAGGAAAAAAGCCCCCCCCCCCCCCCCCCCCCCCCCCCCCCGGGUUUGCUUGACUAUCCUCGUAGUACACAUUGAUCCCUAGUUGUUGUUUGUUGACUCCCUGCUUUUAGAACGGGACCCAGAAUGGAUUUUGCUCUGACCCUUCCUGUGGAAUUUCCCAUCUUUUGUGUAACCAAACAACGUUCAAGAAAUUUUUAGGCAUCUUGUAUUGGUACAAUGGAUUUUUCUCGCGAAUUCAAGUUAUGAAAAUAACUUUAUUUAAAAAAAUUAGUUAAGGGAAUAUACAUACUCACAUACAACCGUAUGGAAGACAUAUCCCAAUUACAAAGGUUGAAUAGUCAAUAACCCAAAUUAUAGAAAUUCUAUAUGAAAACUUGUCCUUCAAAAAAGUUUAAUUCCUGGUUAUGUAACGGAAAGUUAAUAAAAUCUUUCGCCGUGAGACUAAUCUGCUAAGAAACAAUUUCCAUACUAGCCAGUAAUUGUAGUCGUCCCUAAGGGUGGUUAUACCUUUAAUUCAUUGUUUAUUUAGGUAGUAUUUGUUAAAAUGAGAUACAAAUUCUAUCAAAAUAAUUUAUUUGUAAAGUUCAAGAUAAAAAAUUAUGUUAUUUUUUUAAAAUUUAAUAAAUAUAAUAAAAAAUAUUUUUAUUUGAAAUAUUUUUUUUUAUCUUUUUUGAUCUAUAUUUUUAUUAACAAAUAGAUGAACACGUAAAGUUUGAUUACGAGUAUAUAAAAAAAAAAAAAAAUUGGUUUGAAGAGACUUCUCAUUUAUGACAUCCUGUAAUACUAUGCGUACUUUAUUUGGUUUUCCUGAUUUCCAUGAACAUGACGGGUAACUUGCAUUAUAAUUUUCUCUUAGUAACCCAUGUUUUUGAACUGAGUUGACAACAUUGAAAUCAGAAUUCCACAGCCCACCUGAGAAUUAAUAUUAAUAUGAGACGGAUAAUUUAACCACUCUUACAAUAAUGUCCAAUAUCAACAAAGCAGUUAAUCAUAAGGAAUCCUAAUAGUGAAUUUGGGUUCUCAUUAAUAGGCAAUAUAUAUGUAUAUAUCCAUGUAAUUUUAUAGUGACAACAAUCUUAGUUUUAAUUUAUUUCAUAUCACUUUCAAUACUUUUAUCUCAUACAACAAAUUCUGUGUCUUUUCUUGUCGCAUCACUCACGUGCAAGGCCUUUGGCUUCUGAGGGUCUGCAUCAAUCCGUCGUCUUAAAAAAUACAGGGCCCCAUUGGUAACAUAAUAAUAUCAUCAUUUACUCUCCACUAGCUGUCAACCAAACCACUAUUCCUGGUCAAUCAAAGCCAGCCGCCGUCUCCAUCAUUCAUUCAAACCUUCAAAAGCACAGCCAUCUCCGCUGCCAAAAUCGAAUCGAAUCCCCCGCACUCCGCUGGCCGCCACCCAAUUCCAGAUGCCUCCCCUCUUCUCCUCCUCCAUUCUCACCGCCGCCGUCCUCCUUCUCAUCUUCUCCGGACACUUCGCCCCCUCCCCCUCCGCCACCGCCACCACCUUCCCCAACUGCCAACGCAACUUCACCUGCGGCUCACUCCGCGACAUCACCUACCCAUUCACCGGCGGCGACCGCCCCUACUACUGCGGGCCGCCGGAGUUCAACCUCACUUGCCGAGACGAUACCUACGCCGAGAUCACCAUCAACUCCGUCGCCUACCGAGUCCUCGACAUAGAGCAAACCCAGCAAACUCUCGUCCUCGCCAGGUUGGACCUAUGGAAUAAAACUUGCCCGGAAAGAUUCAUCAAUUCCACCUUCAAACCCAGCCCUUUCAGCUCCGGGGUUCGCAAUCAAGAUCUGACGUUGGUCUAUGGCUGCGUCUCCGUUAGGAACAACUACACUUUUUACAACCGGUUUACCUGCGCGGUAAAUGGAAUCAAUGCGACCGAUUCCUUUUACAUUGUCGGGCCCGUUCCGGUUGAUCCCAUACUGCAUAUACUUACUACAUGUCAUUUCACCGUCAAAGUUCUGGUGCUCAGUGAAGCGGCCGAAAAACUCUCCAGCAACCAGACUACCGUUGCCGGAGCUUUGAUGAAGGGAUUCAACGUUAAUUAUAGAGACCCGCAUGCCGGCAACUGUUUAAGAUGCCUCCAGUUUGGCGACCAAUGUGGAUAUGACCACAGUUCUGGUGAACCCAUUUGCAUUUGCGGUGACCAAAGAUGCUCCGUUCCAAAAGAAAAGGAAAGUCAAACAAGUACCAGCCCUUCAAAGAAGGCCUCAACUGAUUUAGCCCUUUUCAUAACCGGCGCCAUUGUAGCCGGCAUUGGUAUAGGAUGGGGUAUCUUUGCCUGUAGACAACGGAGAAAGCGCAGAGCUGCUCAAUCUUCCCUUCAAUCUUCCCAGUCUUUGGAGGCUAAAAGCAAAGAUAUUCCAUCCCUUCUUCCAGUAAGCAGCAGCCCUAUAGCUCAUUCUUCAACAAAUUACUCCAAAAGCAUACCCUCUUAUCCCUCCCCGAAGUCUGAGAUUGGAAAGGCGAGCACCUACUUUGGAGUUCAGGUCUUCAGCUUUACAGAACUUGAAGAAUCCACUGACAAUUUUGAUCCUUCUCGAGAGCUCGGAGAUGGAGGCUUUGGCACAGUGUACAAGGGCAAGCUCCAAGAUGGUCGUGUGGUUGCAGUGAAGCGCCUAUAUGAGAACAACUUCAAACGCGUGGAGCAGUUCAUGAAUGAAGUCGAGAUCCUGACUCGUCUACGCCAUGAGAACCUAGUGACACUGCAUGGAUGCACAUCAAGGCACAGCAGAGAACUCCUCCUUGUUUACGAAUACAUCCCUAAUGGAACAGUGGCUGAUCAUUUACAUGGAAGACGAGCUAAUUCUCGUUUGCUUUCUUGGCCUAUCCGCCUAAACAUUGCAGUGGAGACAGCCGAAGCACUUGCCUACCUCCACGCAUCAGAUACCGUACACCGUGAUGUCAAAACCAACAACAUUCUUCUAGACAAUGAUUUCCAUGUCAAGGUGGCUGAUUUUGGGCUCUCGAGAUUGUUCCCCAACGAUGUUACCCAUGUGUCCACCGCCCCACAAGGUACACCAGGCUAUGUCGAUCCUGAAUACUAUCAAUGCUACCAACUUACCGAGAAAAGUGAUGUAUACAGUUUUGGGGUGGUUUUGAUAGAGCUAAUCUCAUCAAAACAAGCUGUGGAUACCAAUAGGGACAGGCAAGAUAUUAAUUUGGCUAAUAUGGCUGUCAACAAAAUUCAAAAUCAUGCAUUGCAUGAGUUAGUUGAUCCAUCCCUUGGGUUUGAAACAAACAGUUCCACCAGGAGGAUGACUACAUUGGUGGCAGAGUUAGCUUUCCGAUGUUUGCAAGCAGAGAAGGAUAUGAGGCCUACCAUGAAAGAAGUACUGGAAGCAUUGAGAAGGAUUAAGAAUCAAGAACUGAAUGCAGAAAAACCAGAGGUAGUGGACAUUGUUAUAGAGGAUGAAGUUGGGCUUUUACAGGGAAGCCAUCCGCCAGUGUCACCGGAUUCAAAUGUCGGAGAGAAGUGGUUUAGCAGCUCGACCACACCUAAUUCUAGUGGCUGAUAUGUCCUCAUUUUCCCUGAAGGGCAAAAAUAGAUGGUUGAAGUUGAAGAGCGCAUUACUUACAUUCUGGAUGAGAAUCACGUAAUAGGUUAGUUGCUACUGGAUACCAUCUACUUGGCUUUGUUAUCUAUGGUUCAUAGGCAAGUUAUUGCUAGGUUAAAGGGGAAGAUUGUACAUGGUAAAUGGAGCUGCCCACUACUUGAAAUGUCAAUAUACGUUGGUUUUGGUAUGUGGUUCAA